AUGUCUCAAGCCUCUCUUGUUGCUCUCACCGAAGAACUUCGUCCUUACAUUGAGGGGGAAAUGACGAAUAUGAGAGCACCAGUCGGGGUUCUGAAAAAAGUGGCGUGCACGCUAUAUUAUCUGAGUGACGAAGGACGGCUACGAAAAACUGCAAAUGCCUUUGGAUUAUCACGAGCGACUGUGUCGAUCAUCGUGAGACGAACAUGCAAAGCUAUUACGUCUCACCUUGGUCCAAAAUAUAUCAAGCUUCCAUUCUGUGAGUCCAAAGUUGAGGCAUUGGUUUCCGGAUUUCAACGUGCUCAUGGUAUGCCUCAGUGUUUAGGGGCUGUGGAUGGGACUCAUAUCGAAAUUAAACAGCCCUCUGUAAACUCCACGGAUUAUCUCAACAGGAAGGGAAAGUACUCCAUCAACGUUCAAGCUGUAUGUGACUACAAUUACCGAUUCAUGGAUGUUGUCAUAAAGUGGCCUGGAAGUGUCCAUGAUGCACGUGUUUUUGCCAAUUCUAAGGUAAAUACACACUUAAAGACCGGAAAGAUCCCAUCCAUGGAGAAGAAGAUUUUGGACGACGAAGAGGCCAUACCCAUUUAUCUUUUGGGUGACCCUGCUUACCCUCUAAUGCCCUACUUAAUGAAGGAGUACUGCAAUGGUGGAUCCACUCCCCAAGAACAAUACUUUGGACUUUGUCUCUGUAGAGCCCGCAUGGUUAUCGAGUGUGCGUUCGGGCGGCUCAAAGCCAGGUUUGCAUCACUCAGAAGGCCUAUGGACAUUAAUAUACGCGACUUGCCCCAUGUUAUAUAUGCAUGCUUUGUUCUACACAAUUACUGUGAGGUAAAUAAGGAGACUCUCGACGAACAUAGUGUUUCUGGAGCCAUUCACUGUGACAAAGACUGCCAGCCUCCCACACAGAGCAACAACUACAUCACCGACUGUAAUGAAGGAGGUGGAAAGAGAGUCAGGAGAAUCCUCACCAGAUUCCUUGACCCUUAG
Molecule: messenger RNA, 987 nt
Organism: Sphaeramia orbicularis (orbiculate cardinalfish)
Lineage: Eukaryota; Metazoa; Chordata; Actinopteri; Kurtiformes; Apogonidae
Product: protein ALP1-like
Exons: 1
Coding region: 1-987 (328 amino acids)
Source: RefSeq, a predicted model, not a curated record